Messenger RNA from Clonostachys solani, 1776 nucleotides. NCBI's taxonomy places the organism in Eukaryota, Fungi, Ascomycota, Sordariomycetes, Hypocreales, Bionectriaceae. The record is from the annotation of a GenBank genome assembly.
AUGGAUGAUCCCAGCGUCGCACUUUGGUUGAUACCGCACGCGGAUAAUACAGCUCAGGAUCUCCUUCACGAUCCUGUGAACAGUGGGCUGGUUGACUUCAGUGACGACGGCCAAGGACGCUUUAAGAUAACCUUCACCAAGAAGUCAAAGAUCCAGGGGCGCCUUGUCUCCUUUGGUCGCCCGCAUGAGCGCCAUGAUAUCGUGCUCCCAUCCAAAGGCUUUUCCUCCACUGAACACUGUUAUUUCGACGUCAAUCCGAUGUCGCGUGCCAUCAUGUUGCAUGAUGUCUCCAAGAAACGCCAAACGGGACUUUUCCAUCACGUUCCGGAACCAGAGGGCGGCUACAAACUGUCCCCCGAUGAACUGAACAAUCCUCUGUCGAUCCGAACCUGCGUGGUUCUCCCCAACCAACAAUACACCUUCGAGAUCGGGAAAAUGAAGUUCCUCCUGAUCGCUCCAGCGAGGUCGGACAUGGAGCUUCGAAAAUUCGUUGACACUGUCCCCAAGGACUAUAAGACGAUUCGUGCUACAACCUACGCUAUCACUGAAACCAACAAAGGUACGGAGGGACCAUCAAACCCUCAAACGAGUCCCCGCCUUCACUCGGCACAUGCCACAAUCAGGCACCGGCCCGACCACUUUCUUGGGUCUGGAGGGGAAGCUGUGGUAUAUCAGUACCUGAACUUACAGGACGGCAACUUUUAUGCUUGCAAGAUUAUAUCCCUUUCGAAGGAUGCACCGGAAGUCCCAGGUCAGGGUCAGAAGGCGAACGAGGGCUAUGCCGCGGCAUUGAAGAAAAGGGUGGCCGAGGAGGUGACAGCGCUCAGCAAGAUGCGCCACGACAACGUCAUUUCCUACAACUACACUCAAGGCUGGGAUUCCAACCACGAGCUCCGAAUAUUCAUGCCUCGUUAUGAAACGACUUUGCGAGAAAUGUUACCGGACUACGAUCGACGUACACGCUCGGACUGGAGGUUGCGAGUGGACCGCAUGAUCAGUGAUGUGGGUUCCGCGUUGAAGUAUAUCCAUGGAAAGGGGUGUUUCCAUCGUGAUAUCAAACCCGACAAUAUUCUUGCCAACGGCCAGUCAUUCUGUGUGACUGAUUUCGGGAUGGCGAGAUUCCCCACGAGUACUGGACCUUUGCCAGUCAAUCGAGGGCACACUAGGCAGUAUGCGGCCCCCGAGGUCCUGCGAGAAGGACGCGAGACCUCUGCCGUCGACAUAUUUAGCUUCGGCGUCAUGAUUCUUGAGUGUUUGGCGUACUUGCCUCUGGUGGCUUCGCCAGGCAGUCACGAUACUCGAGGCGUUGCUGAGCGUACGUUGGAUGUCUACCCCAAAUACCGCCUUCGCCUCGGGCUAGAAUGGCCCGAGGCCGAAUCGAUGAUCUCCGACAGGCCUGCGAGGCGGCCUGGCGCCUCUCAUAUAUACAAGGCUUUGUUGGAAAGCGGCGGGGUCCCUAUGCCCGGCAAUGCGAGACGUGGCAAGAGUGGCCGCGAACCACGCUAUCCUAGCCGACGGUUGGCUCCAGAACGGAGGCUCGGAACGCCAGGCACUGGCGAGCAAAAACCCGCAACGAACGCGCGGUGGCCGAUGCUCCGCCGGUGGAAUCGCCAGCAUUCAUUCCCGAUCAGGUCCCCGACCCGGAUGCGAUGGAGUGGACUCCGACCAUACCGCACCGACCCGCCGCGCAGCAACAGCCGGCGCAGCAACAGCCUCCGCAGCAACAGCCUCCGUCGCUGCGAGCACGCGAGGCAAGAAAUGCGCAACGGCAACUGA